AUGGGGAAUGUGGUGGAGUUGAAGGUGGAUUUGGACUGCUCCGGCUGUAUCAAGAAAAUUCUCAAGGCUAUUAAGAAAAUAGAAGACAUUGAAACCUACGACCUAGAUACGCAAUUGAACAAAGUAACGGUGACCGGGAAUGUGACGAAGGAGGAACUCAUUAGAGUGCUUCAGAAGAUUGGGAAGCAAGCAAGUAAUUGGGAGGGAUGA
Messenger RNA from Thlaspi arvense, 210 nucleotides. Lineage: Eukaryota; Viridiplantae; Streptophyta; Magnoliopsida; Brassicales; Brassicaceae. The record is from the annotation of a GenBank genome assembly.